This is a messenger RNA of Aureococcus anophagefferens, 1683 nucleotides long. RefSeq lists its product as hypothetical. The record is from RefSeq and is a predicted model, not a curated record. Lineage: Eukaryota; Pelagophyceae; Pelagomonadales; Pelagomonadaceae. The transcript has 2 exons. Bases 1 to 1683 code for a protein of 560 amino acids.
AUGCCCUUGACGCCGCACGAGGGAUCGCCCGACUUCCAGGGUGGCACGCCCGCGGACGAAUUGUUCGCCGACGGUUCGCCCCCCGCCGGGGGCGACGGCGCGCCGCCGCCGGCGAAGAAGCACCGGCCCGAGCGCCACGGCAAGUGGACGCCCCCCGAGGAGGCCUACGCGUCGCUCGUCAUCGACCACUUCAUCAACGGCAAGGCGCCGGGCUGCGCGGGGGGCGAGUCGCUCCGCGCGCUCCUCGCGGGCCUCCUCCGGUGCACGCCGAUGCGCAUCACGAAGAAGUUCAGCCGGACGCGCGCGAUGGGCAAAAACAAAUCUUUCAGGAAGACGAGCGAGCUCACGGCGUACGAGCGCUUCGAGCUCGACGCGGCGCGGGCCACCUUCCUCAAGAUGGGCGGCCGCAAGGAGAGCCGGAAGCGGCCGCGGUCCGACGCGGACGCCGCGCGGCACGACUGGCUCACAUCCGGCUGGCAGUUCGAGGACCACUCGCUCCACGGCGGCGCCCCCGACCUGGGCCUCCAGUGGCGCCGCCGGGAGCAGGUCGCCGCGCCGCCGGCCGCGUCGGUCGCGCCCGCGGACGGCGAGGACGCGCCGUCGCAAGUCGUUGCGCCGCCGGCCGCGCCGGCCGCGCCCGCGGACGGCGAGGACGCGGACGCGCCGUCGCCGCCGCCCCCGCCGGUCGCGCCCGCGGACGGCGAGGACGCGCCGUCGCCGCCGCCCCCGCCGGCCGCGCCCGCGGACGGCGAGGACGCGCCGUCGCCGCCCCGGCCGGCCGCGCCCGCGGACGGCGAGGACGCGCCGUCGCCGCCGCCCCCGCCGGCCGCGCCGGUCGCGUCUUGGGGCGCCGAGCGUCUUCCCGGAUGCACCGAGUGCUCGUUCGUGGAGACGCUCAUCGCGGACGCGGAGCUCGGCCGCUUCGACCUCGUCCGCGUCGCCGUCGAGGACGCCGAAGGCGGCUGCUACCGCGGCGUGCUCCCCAUGGCCGGCACGUUCACCGACGGCCGCGCGCUGCCCGUCAAGUCCGCGCGGACGCCGAUCAAGACGCUGCGCGCGGCGCUCCUCCCCGGCUGGUACGUGCUCUACGGCAAGCACCCGGCGGCGCUCCGCGGCGUCGACCCCGAGGACGAGGCCGACGUCGGCGGCCUCGCCGCGUGCAAGUGGACGUCGGCGUCGGGGAAUCAGGCCCGCGACGUCAAGAUUUUGGGCGUCGAGAAGAGAUACUUUGAGGCCGCGGCGUCGCACCUGGUCCGCGGCGGCUUUCGCGCGCGCGGCGCGGUCUUCGCCCGCGUCGAAGCCGAGGCGGCCCGCCUCUGGUGCGGCGGCGGCCCCAUCGUCAUGAUCCUCGUCGAUUUGGGCGACGGCGCGACGGCGCUCGACUGCGGCCACCGAAUCCACGCGAGCUGCCUCGAGGAGUACAGCAAGAACGCCUGGGCCGACGGCACGGCCGCGACGCGGACGCGGCGCGGGACGCGGCUGACGUGUCCCUGCUGCCGCGCGCCGUCGCUCGUCGCGGACCCCGUCUUCCGCGUCGGCGACGAGGUCGAGGCCAAGUGGGGCGGCUCGUGGUGCCCCGGCGUCGUCGACGAGGUGCUCUCCGAGGGCGGCUACGAGGUCCUCUGGGACGACACGGGCCAGUGCAACCCGAUCCCCGCGCGCGACGUCCGGGCCCGCGCGUAA